ACCACCCACUAUGGCUUCCUUGUGUUGGGGCCAGCUCUCUGGCCAUCCGGUUUAAUUGGUUACCUUUUGGUUAUAGAACAAUCUUUACAGGGUUUCAACAUGCAGAAAAUCAAGUCUCUUAUGACCCGGCAGGGUUUAAAAAGCCCCCCAGAGAGCCUCAGUGAUCUUGGUGCCAUUGAGAGUCUGCGCGUCCCUGGAAAGGAGGAAUUCAGGGAACUUCGAGAACAGCCAAGUGACCCUCAAGCUGAACAAGAACUGAUUAAUAGUAUUGAACAAGUGUAUUUUUCUGCAGACUCAUUUGAUAUUGUUAAAUAUGAGCUGGAGAAACUUCCACCUAUUCUCAAUUUGCAAGAAUUAGAGGAGUACCGAGACAAAUUGAAACAACAGCAAGCUGCAGUCUCUAAAAAAGUAGCAGAUUUAAUCCUUGAAAAGCAGCCUGCUUAUGUAAAGGAACUUGAAAGAGUUACCUCAUUACAGACAGGACUACAGUUAGCUGCUGUUAUCUGCACAAAUGGGAGGAGACAUUUGAAUAUUGCAAAGGAAGGUUUUACUCAAGCUAGUUUAGGCCUUCUUGCAAAUCAAAGGAAACGUCAGUUGCUGAUUGGACUUCUGAAGUCUCUGAGAACUAUAAAAACAUUGCAAAGAACAGAUGUACGCUUAAGUGAAAUGCUGGAGGAGGAAGACUAUCCAGGAGCUAUUCAGUUGUGCCUGGAAUGUCAGAAGGCUGCCAGCACUUUUAAACAUUACAGUUGUAUAAGUGAGUUGAAUUCAAAGCUGCAAGACACUUUGGAACAAAUUGAGGAACAAUUAGAUGUUGCACUUUCAAAAAUCUGCAAGAAUUUUGAUAUUAAUCAUUAUACCAAGGUUCAACAAGCUUAUCGACUUCUUGGAAAAACACAGACUGCAAUGGAUCAACUUCAUAUGCACUUUACUCAAGCCAUUCACAAUACCGUAUUUCAAGUUGUCCUUGGUUAUGUGGAACUAUGUGCAGGAAACACGGACACAAAAUUCCAAAAGCUGCAAUAUAAAGACCUCUGUACGCAUGUUACACCAGACAGCUACAUUCCCUGCCUGGCAGACCUGUGUAAAGCACUGUGGGAAGUUAUGCUCAGCUACUACAGGACCAUGGAGUGGCAUGAAAAGCACGACAAUGAGGAUGCAACUACAGCUUCUGAAGGGAGUAAUAUGAUGGGUACUGAAGAAACUAAUUUUGAUCGUGGCUACAUAAAAAAGAAGUUAGAACAUGGACUUACACGAAUAUGGCAGGAUGUUCAGCUAAAAGUAAAAACCUACUUGCUUGGAACUGAUUUGUCUAUAUUCAAAUACGAUGAUUUCAUCUUUGUUUUGGAUAUAAUAAGCAGGUUGAUGCAGGUUGGAGAAGAAUUUUGUGGUAGCAAAUCUGAAGUUUUACAAGAGUCUAUUAGAAAACAGAGUGUCAAUUAUUUCAAGAACUAUCAUAGAACACGACUUGAUGAACUCAGAAUGUUCUUAGAGAAUGAGACUUGGGAGCUUUGUCCUGUGAAGUCAAAUUUCAGCAUCUUGCAGCUUCAUGAAUUUAAAUUCAUGGAACAAUCCCGAUCCCCAUCAGUUUCACCUAGUAAGCAGCCAGUGUCAAGUUCUUCAAAAGCAGCAACUCUGUUUGAGCAAUACUGUAGUGGUGGGAAUCCAUUUGAAAUUCAAGCCAACCACAAAGAUGAAGAAACAGAAGAUGUCUUGGCUUCUAAUGGAUACGAGUCUGAUGAACAAGAAAAGAGUGCCUAUCAAGAGUAUGACAGUGACAGUGAUGUUCCUGAGGAACUCAAGCGAGAUUAUGUGGAUGAGCAGACAGGUGAUGCUCCAGUAAAAAGUGUUUCUCGAGAAACCCUGAAAAGCAGGAAGAAAUCAGAUUACAGUCUAAAUAAAGUGAAUGCUCCUAUCUUAACAAAUACAACACUAAAUGUGAUAAGACUUGUUGGGAAAUAUAUGCAAAUGAUGAACAUUCUUAAGCCAAUUGCCUUUGACGUUAUCCAUUUCAUGUCUCAGCUCUUUGAUUAUUACUUAUAUGCAAUAUAUACCUUUUUUGGGCGGAAUGAUUCAUUAGAGUCAACAGGACUGGGUCUUAGCAGUAGUCGAUUAAGAACAACUCUGAACAGGAUACAAGAGAGCCUUAUUGACCUGGAAGUCUCAGCUGAUCCCACUGCCACACUCACAGCAGUAGAAGAAAGAAAGGAGAAGGUGCCCAGCCCACACCUUAGUCAUCUAGUGGUUUUGACGUCUGGGGAUACAUUGUAUGGAUUAGCAGAGAGAGUGGUAGCCACAGAAUCCUUGGUGUUCUUGGCUGAACAGUUUGAGUUCCUUCAGCCACAUUUGGAUGCUGUGAUGCCUGCAGUCAAAAAGCCCUUUCUGCAGCAGUUCUACUCUCAGACAGUCUCAACUGCCAGUGAACUGCGCAAACCAAUUUACUGGAUUGUAGCUGGGAAAGCCAUUGAUUAUGAACAGAUGCUACUCCUAAUGGCCAAUGUGAAGUGGGAUGUAAAGGAAAUUAUGUCACAGCACAACAUGUAUGUAGAUGCAUUGUUAAAGGAAUUUGAGCAGUUUAACAGGAGGUUAAAUGACGUUUCAAAGAGAGUUCGGAUACCCUUGCCUGUGUCUAAUAUACUAUGGGAACAUUGUAUACGACUGGCUAAUAGAACUAUUGUGGAAGGAUAUGCCAACGUCAAAAAGUGCAGUAAUGAAGGACGGGCCUUAAUGCAGUUGGAUUUCCAACAGUUUCUAAUGAAACUUGAAAAACUGACUGAUAUUAGACCCAUUCCUGAUAAAGAAUUUGUAGAAACCUACAUCAAAGCUUAUUACCUAACUGAGAAUGACAUGGAACGCUGGAUCAAAGAGCAUAGGGAAUAUUCAACGAAGCAGCUGACCAAUCUGGUGAACGUUUGCUUGGGAUCCCAUAUCAACAAGAAAGCAAGACAAAAACUUCUGGCAGCUAUAGAUGAUAUAGACAGACCUAAAAGAUAAUGAACACAGCUCUUCUUCCUCACUGGCAUUGGUGUUCUCUCAAAAUAUGUGAUAUCAAAGGCAGUUUCCCUGUACCCCUGACAACUGUCUACUAAGAAAAAUUUUGUGUACAUUCCUUGCAACUGGAAGGUGGAAAACACUGAAAUGUGUGUGGUGUUCUCAAUGACUUUUAUAUGCUCCAGGCUCUUUCCUCAACUUUAGGUUUCAUUUGUUGUGAUUCCUUCCUGAAAUAAUAUUAUUGCCUUAUCAAAAAGAUUGUACCAUUAAUAUAUCAUUAGAACAGUGGCUGGUUUAUCUUUGAGCAGUUUUUGGAGAGUGACUUUAUGUUGGCAUUUUUUUUUAAUGCUCUGAAUUUGGUUCUUAGUAAGCAUAAUAUGAAAGGGUUGAUGUACAGUAUUUCCCAAUUAUGAGCACUGCAUGCAAAUUAAGAAGUACAUGUAAGUAAAAUAGUUGAAAAAUCAGUAUGUUAUGUUUUAAGUGUCAAGAUUUAUGUCAGGGUUAAUUUGGUUAUAAUGAAGUGAUCAUAAAUGAUGAAAUUUAAUAAAUGUAAUACUGUAAAAUAA
Dipodomys ordii (Ord's kangaroo rat) is the source of this 3557-nucleotide messenger RNA. RefSeq names its product coiled-coil domain containing 132 (gene Vps50). Gene Ontology annotation, cellular component: EARP complex. The coding region runs from base 100 to 2994 and encodes 964 amino acids. NCBI's taxonomy places the organism in Eukaryota, Metazoa, Chordata, Mammalia, Rodentia, Heteromyidae. Gene Ontology annotation, biological process: endocytic recycling; retrograde transport, endosome to Golgi. Gene Ontology annotation, molecular function: SNARE binding. The record is from RefSeq and is a predicted model, not a curated record. The transcript has 28 exons.